Molecule: messenger RNA, 2807 nt
Organism: Hylaeus volcanicus
Lineage: Eukaryota; Metazoa; Arthropoda; Insecta; Hymenoptera; Colletidae
Exons: 12
Coding region: 592-2778 (728 amino acids)
Biological process (GO): base-excision repair
Cellular component (GO): nucleus
Molecular function (GO): double-stranded DNA 3'-5' DNA exonuclease activity; zinc ion binding; DNA-(apurinic or apyrimidinic site) endonuclease activity
Source: RefSeq, a predicted model, not a curated record
CAACAACACGAUCUAGUUGUUUUACAAAUAACGUAAGUUUUUGCACCAACCUUGUUUGAAUGUGUCACCUACUCUUAGACUCAGUUCGUUUUGAUCACAAUAUUAAGGCAUAUGCUUAAAAAAAGAAAAGCAUUUUAAACCGUCAUUUUGGUUUCAGCGUCCCUGUGUAGAAUACUUUUCUCAUUCAUUUCAUCCGUUUGAGCUUCCGGUGCAUUGAAACAGCUAUUGUAAGGUUUUGAAUGAUGCAUAAAUUGAUUUGGUGCGUUAAAAUUAAAUGAUCCUUCAAUGGAUUAGUUUGAUUAGUUUUCCGAUAUAUUUAUAAGAUUCUUCCCAACAGCAAUGAUGGUGAUGCAUUGGAAAGUCGUCUUAAAUACAGUGUUAUGGGGUUUUUAUGUCUCGAAAAGUACCAAGAAACUUUUUUUCUUAAAUCUAUUUUUUUAACACAUUACACGCCUUAAUGAAAUAAAAGAAAAUUAUCCGAUAUUGUAAAAUCGCCUUGAAUCGUUUGAACAAAAAAAGAAAACUCGUGGUAUGAAUUUGUUUGGAUUCUUUUACAAAAAACGUUAAAUUAACCUCGAUUAAAGAGACAUCAUGUGUACAUUGGUUCUUGUUACAUUCAAUCUUAACGGUCUCCGUUCAUGUUUGCGAGAACACGGUUACAAUGAUGAGAGAAACCUGGGUGAUUUUUUAGAUUGUCUUGUUGAGAAUUCAAGUAUUGUAGCGGUUCAAGAAGUUAAAAUGGUUGCAUCUCAACUAACUUAUAAUUACUGCAAAUUGAAAAACUGGGAGGCAUAUUAUGCUCUGUCACAAUCGAAAUCAAGGCUAACUUUGUCUGAAACAAGUGGUUCAAAUCGGUUUCGGGGAGCGUAUGCGGGAGUUGCUACAUUCUGUCGUUUGAACGGUCUGUUACCACAUGAUGCGCGCCAAGGGAUAACAUGGAUUCUAGACAGAUUGAUGAGUCGAUUGGUCCAAAAAUUAUCCUCUAGCUAUUAUGACCAAGACAUAUUUCGUGAUAUUGUCGCUGUGUUAACGAAAGUAAAAUUGUUUGAAUUCGACAAGGAAAAAAUGCAGUUACAAGCAACAUCUCUAGAUUUAAAAAAUCUUUCUGAGUGUUUGAAAACGUUACACUAUUGGGCGACACUGUUAGAUAAAGAAGGACGCUAUUUGUUUACUCAUCAUGGACGCUUUGUUGUUAUAAAUGUAUAUGCUCCUUCGUUGAACGUUUCUCAAGAUUUAACAACGUUGCUAGGGUAUACAGUGUUAGAUCCUCAAAGACUUUCUAUUAAAAGUAUUUUUCACGGAUUGUUGCACUUGGCUGUUUUGGAAAUACAAAAUUUUUCGACAUUCAACCAAUUACCUGGAAAAGAAAAAAUUACUUUUUUUAAAACAUCUUUUCUUCCCGUCCUUAUAAUGGGAGACAUGAAUGUGCAGCUUUUAAAUGAAGAUAAAAUUCAAGGUGAGGAAAAAUUUGUGAGACAUUUUCCUUUGUUACCAUUUCUGGAUCAAACAAAUUUUUUAUUGACAUCCUGUAAACUUAUGGACUCAUACAAUCUUAAUGAGAACGGGUCGAAAGCCGUACAUACAUGUUGGAAUCAAUUAAAAGGGGGGCGUUACACGAAUUCAGGAUGCCGAGUCGAUUAUAUAUUUUUACCUGAACAGUUGCAUCCGCUGAUGAAGCCUUUGAGCAAGGGUUUACCACAAAUCUGUGUACACUCUAUCCAAUAUCAUAUGGACGUUAAGGGAAGUGACCAUUGUCCUGUAUCAAUCAAUCUAUUUUUAGAUUCAAAAUUUGAAGGAAAACAAGCACUAGAAAAACGCACCCCUCCACAAUUAUGCGCUUCUCAUGUUGCAUCUAAAUUUAAGAUUCAAACUACAUUAUAUGAAACUUUCAAUUUACUACCUUCAAAGACAAGUUUCCAAUGUUGCUAUAUUAUUUUUCCACAUGACUGUCAAUUACACAAUGAGUUUAUUAAACCGACUAAUUCCGUUACACUGAAAAUAGGCGUUGUCCCGAAGAAUUUUCAAAAAUCAGCUGAAACUGCAUGCGUUGCGUACACAUUUUUUGACGCACGUUAUAUAAUUGUCUCAACUGUCUGGACACAAUCGAAUUUGUUUUUAAACGAACGUCAACGGGAAAAGUCAGCAAUCCAAUGGUGUUGUCCUGUUUUCAAUUUAUUCAAGCUCUGCUCAAAUCGUUUCCCCCAGAGUCCAUUUCCAACUACCGUUUCUUCUAUUUUAAAAAAUUCACACACUACAAGGCCACAAGUAUCCUUUGUGUCAAACAAAAACUCUUUAAUUGAAGAUAAUGUACAUUGGCUUCGUCAACUGAUUAUAAAAACCAAAGCAUGUUGGAUUGCUACAUUUCAUGUAGAAACAACACAGCUGCAAACGUUUGUUGAUAAGGCAACUUUAACCCCCCUAGUAGAUUUUCAUCAAAAACCUGUUUUAAGUGUAGAUGAUCACCAGCCAUUAAUUUUUUUGUAUAAUCAAAGCUUAACUAAGAAAUUGUCCUGGUCAGCUUGUAAAACUACAACUUGUUUAGUACCUACAACCGAAAUGCAGAGAAAACUUUUGUUUCUUGGUAAGAAAGAAUCUAAAAAAUAUUAUGAACAAGUCAAGGAAGCGCCAUUAUGCAAAGGACAUGGACUACCCUGCAUAAAACGAAAAGUGAAAAAACCCGGUAUUUAUCAAGGUUGUGAAUUUUGGUGUUGCGUGCUUCCAACGAGUAAAGAUAAACAGUAUAAGGGUAAAUGCAACACAUUUUGGAAAAUUUCAUAACUUAAAAAAACCCUUUUGACUCCUUUUAU